CGACUUAUUACAACAGUGAAAUUAGAACUUGUUUAAGGAAGGGACGUAUGGAUUAUCGGGGAAUUCUGAAGUGAACCAUAGUCAUCUCUGGUUUGCGUUGUUGAAUGUUUAUCAACUGGUAAACCAAGUGACUUGCGAGGACAACACAUUGAUUAUAAGGGGAGAAGUGUAACGGCCUCACAUUAAUACGCAAUCGGACAUAGAAACGACGCAAAUAAAAAGCAGUCAAGAUGUCGGUUAUGUUAAGUGCUUGUAGAAAGAAGGAUGCACCGAAGAAGAAGAAAAAGAAGACAAAGCCAGCUCCUAAUCCAGAACUAUCGGCAUACACAAGGACUGGAGAAGACCAGGUUUACAAGACAUGGAACUGGACGUUAGACAGCAGGCCAUGCUCUCUUACCCUUAAGAAGGAUAGCAUGGAGCUAUGGUGUAAUAACCAUCCUAUGGAAACUACGAUCAACUUUGCCGACGAGGAUGAUGGGACCGACAUGGAUUUCGCUAUAUUCGAUCAUAAAUGUCGUAUUAAGGUCACUCGUCAAGGAGUGCAAUUGACCUCACCCCUCUUUUACGUCCUUACCGUGGAUGGGUACCAAAUCGAUGAUAGAGCUUGACGUCAUUGAAGGAACAUAGACCGCUUUUACCUGAAAUAUUUAACUGUUUCCCAGGUAUACUUUACCCCUGGGAUAACUGUCCCUCUGGGGCCAUCUCGUUGUCAUAUUAUGCUAGUCAGCA
Owenia fusiformis is the source of this 729-nucleotide messenger RNA. NCBI's taxonomy places the organism in Eukaryota, Metazoa, Annelida, Polychaeta, Sabellida, Oweniidae. The record is from the annotation of a GenBank genome assembly.